This is a messenger RNA of Pseudo-nitzschia multistriata, 3092 nucleotides long. Lineage: Eukaryota; Bacillariophyta; Bacillariophyceae; Bacillariales; Bacillariaceae. The record is from the annotation of a GenBank genome assembly.
AGCGAGAACAAAAGCAAUCCGAAUURACGAUUAUUGACAUUUUGUGCAGCAAGACAUCAGAAAUAGAACAGAGGAACAGCAACGAAUUCCUUUAAUCAAAAGCACGAAGCCUUGUCGAAACUGCAAGUUUCCAGCGAUUAUAAGAAAAAACUAGGGGUCCGAAGCAAACCGAUUUAUUUCAUUACUAGAGUAAUCCAUUCGAACAAUCCACAAUGGGAGCCUCGGCAUCGAGAGAAAAGUUCCGCGAAUCCGUCUCGGCUUUGAUCGAGGUCGACGUCUCGGCCGAUGACGCAGAUUUCUGGGACGAGCUCUGGAAGAUCCCUAACAGCGGAGAGGAAGUAUUCGAAUUGAUUCCUCCCUCGGCAGCUAGAAAGCUCCGRGACGAACGGUUUGCCAAUCUUGCGACGYUGUUUACUCAGGCAACUGCCCAGCUCUGCCAGAUUGUUGAAACACCGUACAAUAUUUACUUCGAUCAGGCCCUGAACUGCGUUCGUGUCUUGACAAGAAUUCUUCCRUUUUUGCUCGAGAAAGGUGCGUAGCAUGAAAGAGGAAAGAAUGCGGAGUUUCAGGUUACGAAGAAAAAAUGGAUGAGGUCGUCGGAUCGUUGGACAUGUAAAAACAGCGUACCAAAGAUUCUUUGACCCCUUGUUUCUCACMCUCAAGCUUUCUUGUUGUAAUGAUUUGUAACGCAGGAGAUCUGGGRGAAUCAGACGAACAGGUUGAACAAUUGUGCUGGGGAACGAAUGGUGAUGACUUGAACGAUGACGAGAAAAUCGGCCUCAUGAUUGGAACCGGUAAGAGUACCGAUAGCGCAAAGACCUCGGGAAAUAUUGGUGGAAAUGGCAACGGACUAGCUAGAAACAAUACCGGUCCUGAGGAUGAGCAAGAACCCCUGGCUUUGUUGGUUGUCCACGCCGCUAUGCACAUGCUCUUUUUGCCGCAGUUUACCUGUGACUUUUACGAGAACAAGAUUGAUACCAGCAGCCACAAUGGCUUCCGACGCAGCGAGACUAAGGAAGACAAGGAACUUCGAAGCACAGUCCAAGGCUUGCUAAAUGCCAAAUCUAUUGAAGCUGGGGUGUCUUUGGUUCCUAGGCCAUCUUCCGUUGUCUGGGCUUCGGGUUCUGGCAUCAAAGCCGGACAGCUCAAUGGCGGUUACGAUGCCUCGGCGACACGCAAGUACGACAAGAACCGCAUCGAGGUUUUGCGAUUGUUGUUGAGCGCAUGCUGUGAUCCCCUUUUCAGCCCUGCCGAUGAGUACAACCCCAUUGCAUCCCGCUGGUUGGCAGUGGCCACUGCUGCAGAUGCUCCCAAUGCYGUCUGUUUAUUUUAUUCUUUGUUGAACACGGUCUUGACCUUCGACCCAAACAGUGUUGGCUUUAGCGACGCUCACGUUAAGCUAGUAGAACUCUCGGCCCAGGUUUUGGCAGUCUUGUUGGAUUGCGGUCUUCCUGGAAACCCCGAGCCUGUUUUGGACAUGAAAGGAGAGCCGGUCAUUGAAUUYGAAACUGCCAGCCGUGGUGGCUUCAAUAUCUUCCGCAGCUUGAUGGCUCGAAUCGAUUCGGCUGCWGAUAUGGAUUUCAUCUUUGACGGGUUUGCCCGUCUCCUCAAGAACGUAUAUGAACCACAAUCUACCUAUCUUCCCAAUUCUACUACUAAGCUUGAAUGCUUCCAGGAAUUGCUGGUGCUUCUGUGGAAAUUCUUGGAGGAAAAUCCCCUCUUUAUGAACCAUGUGCUGACAAGAUGUGACAUCAACGAAUUGGUGGUUCCGAUUUGCUUCCUCAUGUACAAGUCUCGUCGGGAUCCUGCGCAGAUCGGUUUGGUUCACAUCUGCACUUUCUGCCUGCUGAAACUGAGCGGGGAGCGAAGCUUUGGGGURGCACUCAACAAGCCCUUCACCAAGAAGCUUCCCACGGACCUCCCAUUGUUCAGUGGAGGCCACCACGAUCUUUUGACCAUCACCCUCCACAAACUGGUCGUUAAUGGGGCAUAUAAACUGGUUCCACUCUAUUCGUGUUUCUUGACCAUUAUUUGCAACGUUUCUCCUUACUGGCGGUCGAUGUCGCUUGUGGCUGCCGUAAAGUUGGUCAAUUUGUUUGAACURUUUUCCUCCCCAAAAUUCUUGUACAGUGGAGAACACGCCCAUAGACACUUGGCAUUGUUAUUGGAGGUCUUCAAUAACGUCAUCCAAUACCAAUAUCACGGAAACACACAUUUGGUGUACGCUUUGAUUCGACGAAAGGUAAGUUUCAGUUUGAUUUGAUUCUGCUCCACCACGCACGCAAAAUUUCCAUGGAGAAGGGGUGUCUUGAUUCCAUUGCCUUGAAUCAGCUAGAUAUUGGAUUGGACCGGUGGAAAUUAAAAGAACGGAAUCCACAACUACAUCAUCAUAUACUAUGUAUCCCACUCACUUGCUUAUUCCUCUCGAAAUACACAGGACUCCUUCGGACGAUUGGCCUCUCUAACCCUGAAGAAGGCACAAGACCAGUGCCAUAAGGCAUAUGGUGAUCAGUCUCGAAGCGAAUACGAUGGAGACUAUGCCCGCCGUAUUGAACGAAUGGAUCCUAAGGGACUGCCUAAUGCGGGUGCCAUGAUGGGUGGAGAUGAUAUGGGACGCAAGUUUGUCCCUACAGAGGAAUGGCUGACCGAACUCAAAAACUCCCUUCCGCUCGAAACUGUUACACGAUUGCUCCAGCAUUUGGUUCCAGUUGUCGAUGAGAUUGUGGCCAAGAGGCAGGGAGCCGUCGAUGAACAAGAAAUCCUUGAUGCGCUCAAGGAUAUUGUCAUGGUUGGAUUGCUACCGGUCCCUCACGCAAUUGUCAUCCGAAAGUACCAGCCAAAUCAAUACACAGCACUUUGGUUCACAGCUUUCAUGUGGGGCGUCAUCUUUUUGCGAAACCAAUCCCUUCCGAUGUUCGAUGGUCAAUGCAUUGAGCUCUUCCAGGUCAGCGUUCAAGAGGACGAUUAAGGAUCAAGCAAGCGAGGGAAUGGAAUUCGAAUGAAAUCAACGAAAAGAAAAGCAACCUUCAAUAAAACGAUGAAAUGCYCCGUUAUUGUGGCGGAAUGUUGUACAAUAAUCAUAUAUUAAACUU